AUGCCCAGGGAAAGCCCAGAAGUCCAAGUGGGAGCCCAGCCCGAUCCAGGGGAGCCUUCUCAGGAGCAGGAGGCGGAGCAGCAAGUGAGCUGGAGCCAGCAGUUGCCGGCCCACAGCUCCCAGGACGCUGUGCCGGCUGUGCCAGCUGGCAACAGCCCGUGCCUGGUGGCGGAGACGACCCAGGAGGUUCCUCCAUCUCCAGGAAGCUGCUCUGAGAUGGCCACUGACUACCAGGAAGGCCUUUCUGCCCCGGCAGUCCUCAACAGCAGAGUCCAGUCCAGCGACGGUGCCGCCCUGCCCCGCUGCCCUCCGGCUCCUGCAGCCGCCUCUGCGCGCUCCCCUGCCCCAGCUCUGCCGCUCGCCAGCCCGACGGCUGCAAGGCGGUGGCCGCUGCCCGGCGCGCAGCAGGAAGCAGGGCAAAAGAAGAAGCUGCAGGAGCUGUACCAGCUGGGCCCGCAGCUGGGCAGCGGGGGCUUCGGCGCCGUUUUCUUGGGCAUCCGCCUCUCGGACGGGAGCCCGGUGGCCAUCAAACGCGUGGCCCGGGAGAGCGUCCUGCAGUGGUACGAGCUGCCCGACGGCACUCGUGUUCCCAUGGAGAUCGUGCUCAUGGAGAAGGUGGGCUCUGGCGCCCACAACAUCAUCCGGCUCCUCGACUGGUUUGAGCUGCCUGACAGCUUCUUGCUGGUGAUGGAGCGUCCGGAGCCAUCGCAGGCUCUCCUGGCCUUCCUGCUGGAGCAGGGGUUCCUGUGCGAGGAGAUGGCGCGCUGGCUUUUCUGCCAGGUGCUGGAGGCCGUGCGGCACUGCACCGCCUGCGGCGUCCUGCACCGGGACAUCAAACCGGAGAACCUCCUCGUGGACCCAGAGAGCGGCGACCUGAAGCUCAUCGACUUCGGUUGCGGCACCUUCCUCCAGGAGCAGGCCUUCACGCGAUUUGCCGGAACACACAUGUACAGCCCACCCGAGUGGAUCUGCCUUGGCUGCUACCACGGCCAUUCAGCAACUAUCUGGUCCCUGGGCAUGCUGCUGUAUGUCAUGGUCUGUGGGAACAUGCCCUUCCUGGAGGACCGUGACAUCGUGUCGGGGCAGCUCUUCUUCUGGCAGCAGGUCUCUCCAGAGUGCCAACAUCUGAUCCGCUGGUGUUUGUCCAAGCACCCCGCGGACAGGCCAGCGCUGGAGGAGAUCUUGCGCCACCCUUGGGUGCGGGGCAGCAUCUUUGAUGCCUUACCGGAGCCUCUGCAGCACCCGGUUACCGAGUCCCACGCAGGACUGAAGACCCGAGAAAUAAAACAACCACAAACCCAUGCCGCGGUGUCAAGUCUGGUCCUGGUUAGCAACUUCAGCUAA
Corvus hawaiiensis (hawaiian crow) is the source of this 1344-nucleotide messenger RNA. RefSeq names its product serine/threonine-protein kinase pim-1-like. The record is from RefSeq and is a predicted model, not a curated record. Gene Ontology annotation, molecular function: protein serine/threonine kinase activity; ATP binding. Gene Ontology annotation, biological process: protein autophosphorylation. Gene Ontology annotation, cellular component: cytoplasm. Lineage: Eukaryota; Metazoa; Chordata; Aves; Passeriformes; Corvidae.